Messenger RNA from Xyrauchen texanus (razorback sucker), 1746 nucleotides. RefSeq names its product NIMA related kinase 3 (gene nek3). Gene Ontology annotation, biological process: protein phosphorylation. Gene Ontology annotation, molecular function: ATP binding; protein kinase activity. The record is from RefSeq and is a predicted model, not a curated record. The transcript is spliced from 13 exons. NCBI's taxonomy places the organism in Eukaryota, Metazoa, Chordata, Actinopteri, Cypriniformes, Catostomidae. Bases 240 to 1625 code for a protein of 461 amino acids.
UGGUGAUUUCGAUUCUGUUACUAACAAACAACUGCACACACACACACACACACAAACAGUGCUUUACCUGUAUGACCACUUUCUUGUCAUGAGUAAAAAAAGUAUAUACUUUUUUUUGUUUUUUAAGUUUUGCGAUUUUAUUGUUCUUUUGUAAUUAAACGAGUCCCUCAGUAACAGCAGUUCAUUUCAUUCGGUGCUCUACUCACAAAGAAUAAAGACGCUGUUAUAAAGUUCUUAUUAUGGAUCAAUAUUCAGUGCUGAAAGUCAUUGGUGAGGGAUCUUUCGGUCGUGCUCUGUUGGUUCAACAAAUAAACGAGGAGGGAAAAUAUGUCAUGAAGGAAAUUCGACUGCCAAAGGCCGAAACUGGAAUGAGGAACAGCAGAAGAGAAGCUCUACUCCUCUCCAGAAUGAAGCAUCAAAACAUUGUGACAUUUAGAGACUCAUUUGAAGCUGAUGGUCAUCUGUAUAUUGUCAUGGAGUUCUGUAGUGGUGGAGAUCUUCUGCAAAGGAUACGGCAGCAAAAAAAUAAUCUGUUCACCGAGGAUGUGAUCCUGAAGUGGUUUGCACAGAUGUGUCUAGGAACCAAACACAUUCAUGACAAGAGAGUACUUCACAGGGAUUUAAAAUCCAAGAAUAUUUUCUUGACAGAUAAUGGGACCGUGAAGGUGGGAGAUUUCGGUUCAGCUUGUUCUCUUAACAGUGCAAAAGCAUAUGCACAGACGUAUGUGGGUACACCAUACUAUGUGUCUCCAGAGAUAUGGGAAAACAACCCUUAUAAUAAUAAAAGUGACGUCUGGUCUCUUGGUUGUGUCUUGUAUGAACUUUGUACCCUCCAACACCCGUUUCAGGCUCGUAGCUGGAAGAGUCUGAUCUUGAAGGUGUGUCGAGGGGCAUACGCACCUCUACCUGGUCACUUACCUUAUGAGCUGCACUACCUUAUCAAACACAUGUUCAAGACUAAUCCCAGAGACAGACCCUCUGUACACACCAUCCUCAGCUCUCACCGCGUGUCCAGACUGCUGCAUAAACACCUGACGCCAGAGAGCAAAGAGUUGUUGCAGAAACAAACACGCUAUUGGAGGAAGGAGGACGGUGAGAAAGUGGCCAUGUUUUUAGGACAGAAGAGUCUAUUGACCUCAUCUACCACUAAAGGACAGUCCCUCACAGAGAGCAACAGCACUGACCCAACUUCUCGUAAGAGGUGGGCUGUUGGAUCUUGUAAUACAGUGUUGGGAGUCCUUGGAAAUGCUGAUAUAAUGUCCUCUGGUAGUGUAGCUACUGUGGAGGGUGUUCACCCCGUCUCAGAGGAUGACUGUAUGGAGAUCCAAGAAAGACGAGUGAGGAAACGUUGGGACAAAGAUCCACCACAGAGACUGUUGAGUCUUCUAGAGAAAGCUCAGCUAUGCUCUGCCUUUGAGACGUACACUAUACACAGACACGCAGGUUCUAAUCAUCUAGGAGGUCCUUUAAACACAGAGCAGGUGGAUGACAUAGACGGUCCAGAGGAGCCCAUCACAGACUACAGCAGACUGGAGCCACGCUCAGAUGAUGAAGACACGGAUUUUGAAGAGGACUCUCCAUAUGACUGGAUGAACGAAUUACAAAGAAUGGUGGAAGAACAUUAGCAACUUCAGUUUUCAUAUUUAUUGAGAUGAUUUUGCAUUAUACCUCAUAUGAAUCAUAAUUAUGUUUUCUUGAAUGCUUAACAUGUCCAAAUAAAUCUUUGUAAAACACUAAACUUCUAAA